Molecule: messenger RNA, 774 nt
Organism: Oncorhynchus gorbuscha (pink salmon)
Lineage: Eukaryota; Metazoa; Chordata; Actinopteri; Salmoniformes; Salmonidae
Product: CD5 antigen-like
Exons: 4
Cellular component (GO): membrane
Source: RefSeq, a predicted model, not a curated record
AUCUCCAGGCUCAAAGCGUCAGUCCACCAGUCAUCGACAGUGUCAUCAACAAAACUGAUUGAAUGUUCAACCAACUCUUUUUCUCCAGAGUCUGUGCGGCUUGUGGAUGGAGCUGGUCUCUGCUCUGGGAGAGUGGAGGUGAAGUCCAAUCAGUCCUGGGCCUCAGUGUGUGAAGCUGACUUUGACCGGCAGGAUGCAGAGGUCGUCUGUAGGGAUGUUGGCUGUGGGGCUCCUGCAGCUCUACAGGGGGGGCUCUAUGGAGAAGGUGAGGGUCAGACCUGGGAUAAAGAGUUCCAGUGUAAAGGCAAAGAGUCCCUUCUCCUGGACUGUGACACCUCAGACAGAGAGAACAACACCUGCCUACCUGGUAAUGCUGUUGGACUCACCUGCUCAGAGCCUGAUGAUGUGAGGCUGGUGGGAGGAGGCAGUCGCUGUGCUGGUGGAGUGGAGUGGUACGACCAGGGAGAGUGGAGGACUGUGGGAGCUGAUGACAGGGACCAGGAGAAUGUAGCUGUAGUAGUGUGUAGACAGCUGGGUUGUGGCUCCACUGUUUCAGUACCACCUGGAAACACCACUAGAGAGUUUAGAGUUUCCUGUUCUGGGUCUGAGUCUUCACUGAGGGAGUGUAGGAGAAGUUAUGGUCUCCUUCCUGGACUCACAGUGAUCUGCUCAGGUAAUAACAAGAUACACUAUAUGGCCAAAAGUAUGUGGACAUUUGUUGAUCCGGCUAUUUCAGCCACAGCAAUCUCCUGGUCCAGCCUGAUAUCUUCCUGA